UCCACGUCGGCGCGAGGCGGAGCGCGGCUGCCGUUUGAAUUCCGGCGGGCCGGCGGCGCCGUCUCCCGCGGGGAUGGCGGUGCUGCGGCCCUUCAACAAGCUCCCGCCGCUCAACUCCGGCGUCCUCCUGCUCGUGGGCUCGGACGAGGCGCUGCAGCAGAAGCUGGCGGAGGCGAUCCUGCAGGAGAACAAGGACUUCAACAUCAGCAUUCACCUGGCUACAUCCCUCCCCUUACCUUCUGAGAGGGAUCAUCUUCGACCCAGGAUAGAUCUGGUUGUGUUUAUGAUUGACAUCAAGAGCAAGUACAGCUUGAAGAAUGUCGAAACUUCCCUAGCCCAUGUGGAUGCCAGCUUCUUCCUGGGGAAAGUGUGCUUUCUUGUCACUGGGGUUGGCAGGGUGAAUGCUUGCAGCAUUGAGACAAAUGCUAUCUGUAAAUUAGGAGAAGCCUACUGCAGUCCUGUGCUAUUCUGUGAGCUGGAGUUGGAAGGCAUUCGAGUGGCUACUGCUCAACGACUUGUGCGAAUGUUAGGAAUCUGUGCCGGUCACAUACCGGGAGUUUCUGCCUUGUCCUUUGUCUCGCUGAUGAGGAGGUCUGAUGAUAAUUAGCUUCUCAUUGUGAUACUUCACACACAUUCAUCAGGUUUUUUUCACUUCAGGCAUUCAAGCUGCUGCAGUUGGAAUCACAUUGGGAAGCUUUUUUUGAGUGACUUGUCAUGGCCACUCAUCCAGAACUGUUCCUAGUUGCUUACCUCUCAAUAAAAGUUUGAUUCCUAUUGAGUGGAUAACAGAUAGGGAGGGGAGUUUGAAUUGGGAAUUCUGAUCCAUUAUUACACCUGAAUCCCAUUUCAUGAUCAAGUUUGAGUCUUUUCCACUUGGCCAGUGGCCAGGAGCUACAUGUUUUUCUGAGAGAAUAUUAGAAGAGCAGGCUACUGUCUCCAACGUACCAGAGAAGAGGCAGCAGGCUCCUUCUUGCAGUUGAAAUGCAGCACCUUAGUCUAAUGUGAAACCUUGCUGCCAGGUUUUGUCUGUCCACCAAGAGAAGAAUGGGGAAGGAAGGCUGGCCUGGAGCUUCUAGAUAGACUGCACUUGGCAGUUAAUGAUCCAGCUGUGUGAGCAUCUGCCCAGCGAAGACUUGCUAUUUCCAUGUCCGCUACCUAAUUGGGAAGGAAGGGACUAAAGAAGAUAAUCUAUCUAGCACUUCAGCUUUCUUUUAGAUCCUCAAAGAAAAAGACUCCACCUGUCAAGCCCAAAGACAGCUCCAGUAGUGCAGCCUCUGGGGCUGACCAGAGGUGAAACCCAGCAGCCAGGACCACGGCAGCACACAGAAAACAGGUUGUCUCAGCUGCUUUGGCAUAUGCUGUGUAUAAUCCCUUUACUAACAGGUUCUGACCAGCUGUAAGUUGUGCCUUGUGCUUACUG
Molecule: messenger RNA, 1420 nt
Organism: Pyrgilauda ruficollis (rufous-necked snowfinch)
Lineage: Eukaryota; Metazoa; Chordata; Aves; Passeriformes; Passeridae
Gene: CENPM
Product: centromere protein M
Exons: 6
Coding region: 74-607 (177 amino acids)
Source: RefSeq, a predicted model, not a curated record